Molecule: messenger RNA, 2985 nt
Organism: Thunnus maccoyii (southern bluefin tuna)
Lineage: Eukaryota; Metazoa; Chordata; Actinopteri; Scombriformes; Scombridae
Product: kelch repeat and BTB domain-containing protein 11-like
Exons: 1
Coding region: 1431-2627 (398 amino acids)
Molecular function (GO): protein binding
Source: RefSeq, a predicted model, not a curated record
CGCACGACAGACACGACAGGUGUGACCGGUGACGUGUCUCAGCUGUCCACUUGUGAUUAAAUCACUGAAAACGCAUUUUAAAACCAAGUGUAAACAGCCUCAGUGUGUGAGCAAGAUUCAAGAUUCAAUAACUUUAUUGUCCCCAUGCAGGCUACAAGUCAAACAGCUCAAAUGCAAGAAAUUCAUGUAAAAGUGUUGAGACGAGCUUCAUCUUGCUGAAUUUAACAGCAGAGGGUAGAAAAGAGUGUUUGUGUCUGUUGGUUGUGUCUGAAAGGAGCCAGAAGGCAGAAACAUGGGAUUCAAAGCUUCUCAGCACCGUUUCAGAAAGUCAACCACAACAGGAUGUGAGAUGUUUCAUCACCGUUCAACGGGCUGAAUAUGACUGUGUCAUCUGCGAAUUUCAAGAUAUGACCGUUUUCACACUUAUUGACAGUCAUUUGUGUAUAAAAUAUAACUGUAACAGUAAAGAACUGUAAUCUGUCAGUUAUAUGAUCACCUGCUUCCUCACAGAGCUGCUUUCAACAAUAACUGUGGUUUAAGAUCCUUUUUCUGAACAUAACUGGAAUAAAAACAUCCUCCCUUCUUCUUCUUCUGUAUCAAAAUUGUCAUCACCAACAUCUCAAUAAUCAAUCUUAUGGUUCCCUUUGAAUUCUGUGUAUGUUUCUGUGAACAUUCCCAUGUGUUUGUUCUUUCUUGUGUAUUUUUAUUGAGAAUUCAUUCUUAACAACAUGUCUGCGUUCAGCCCAAAUAUAUGAAGAAUGUUUUCUGUCAACUUAUAUUCUGUUUGUCUUGUUUUUUGUAAUGUUUUAUAGCUCAUAGCUGCUACAGAAUGAAUCAAAUGAAAUGACAAGAAGACUCUCUGGUAAUAAAAGGUGACUGUUUCUGAGUAAAACCCUGAAAACAUGAAGUAUUUGUUCAUUGUGCGGUUCGGAAACCCUCCGUGAGGUUCUGCAGAGACUCGUUGUUCUCAGAGUGUUCUCAGAGGACAGAUCGGUGUUUCCCUCCGUCAGCAUCAUCAGGGGCGUCUACAGAGAGACACAGAGUCCAGUCAGUGUGGAGCUGACGGAGGAAGAGGAGGGAGAGUCCACACGGUCACUGAACGCCUUUGUGUCCGCAGACUGCUCCGGGCUCUGCGGCGGGGAGAGGCUGCAAAGCUCCCCGGACAGCAGGCGGGGAAACCCGGCUUCAAGCAGGCACCGCGCCCCGCUGCAGGAGGAGGAGAAGAGCCAGAGGAGACGGUUAUUAAACAAGAGGAGGGUCUGGUGUGUGUGUGAAGAGGAGGAAGGAAAACUUGAAGCAACAGACAGAAUACAACAGGAGGAGGAGGAGGAGAGGGGCGUUUUUGUGUCUGGAAAAGAAAGAAGUGGAUCUGCAGACGCAUAAUUAGCGCGGACAGCUGAUCGAUCUGAUCCGCAAAAGAUCCGGAACGAAUGGAGGCCAGAGAGGGUAAAGAGUCAGACACAUCCUCCGGGGAUCAGUGUUCGCACCUCGGCUCAGCAGCUGCAGCCAUGUCGCCGCAGAUCAGUGCGGAGAACUGCUUCGAGCUGCUGACAAAAGCCAAGAGCGAAGGCGCGGCGGGCGUCCGGGAGCGCGUGUACCGCUACAUGAGCGCGCACUACCUGCAGGUGCUGCGGACUCCCGGGGUGUACGGCCGGCUGACUGCCGGGGAGAGGGAGCUCAUCCUGGCCCGUAGGAUGGAGGGGACGAAGGUCCUGGCGGUGGCCGAGAGCAGCGAGGUGAAUGACCGCGCGGGAAGCCGCGAGAGCAGCCGGCCGCAGAGCCCGCUGCUGCCCGCCCCGGAGGACACCAACCAGCGGCGGGUGUUCUGCCUCCACCCGGACAGCCGGCGGUGGGAGGUGCUGACCAGCCUGCCGGAGGAGGUCCCGACUAAAGGCUUCGGCAUGUGCACCAUGUACAACUACCUGUUCGUGGCGGGGGGGAUGCGGGCGCACGGGGACGGCCGCUCCAAGGCGUCGGACCGGGUGUUCUGCUUCAACCCGCUGACCGGCGCCUGGAGUCAGAUCCGCCCGCUGACGCAGCCGCGCUGCCAGCUGCAGCUGGUGUCCAUGGACGGUCACCUGUACGCCAUCGGGGGGGAGUGUCUGUUCACGGUGGAGCGGUACGACCCGCGCGCGGACAGGUGGAGUCCGGUAGCUCCGCUGCCCAAAGGCUCCUUCGCUGUUGCGCACGAGGCGACGUCGUGCGGCGGGGAGCUGUUCGUGUCCGGCGGCUCGCUCUUCUACCGGCUGCUGCGUUACGACUCCCGCCGGGACGAGUGGGAGGAGUGUCCGUUCAACGAGAGCCGGCGGAGGUCCACGGACAUGGUGGCGCACCGCAGCCUCGUGUACCGCUUCGACGUGGACCGGGAGCGCGCGGGGGUGAGCGUGUACAAGUACAACACGGUGGUGAAGGUGUGGCACGGCGGCGCGUCCUUCCCGCUGGACAACCCGCUGCCGUUCCGCUGCGCGGUGCUCGGGGACCGGAUCUACUGCGUCAACCGGAGCCAGACGCUGCAGUUCGAGGUCCGGGAGGAGCGGGAGGGCUUCCUGCCGGAGGUCCUGCCCUCCCCCGCCGAGGCCAGAGGAGCCCUGGUGCCCUUCGUCCUCUCUCUGAACCGGGACAAGUGAUUUAUCCCGGGAUAAAACUCUCCGGUGCCUUCAACUCAUUUAAUCACUUGUUGCCGCAUGAAAAGCAGAUUUCAUGUAUUAAUCGAUAUUAUUCAGAUGAAUGUUGAACAUCUGCAGGACUCUGAAUCCAGCUGUGGAGCAGAUGUGGAUGAAUGUUACUGAAGAUGUUUAAUGCAGUUUGUAGUUUGAGUCUGUUUGGAUGUUUGAUCAAGAUCACAACUUAUUGAUCAAUAGACACCAAAUAAUAACAAUAAUCAAGUUAUCAGAAUAUAUCUGACAUAAUUCAUGUUUAUCUGGAGUCAUUUUAUUUCAGUCUGGAGACAAAGAUCAUAAAACAACAGCAAAACAAAAACAUCAU